This is a messenger RNA of Notodromas monacha, 816 nucleotides long. Lineage: Eukaryota; Metazoa; Arthropoda; Ostracoda; Podocopida; Cyprididae. The record is from the annotation of a GenBank genome assembly.
AUGGUCGACCUAAUUUUCCAGGACCUGAUGAAAGCCUUCAAUGCGAACGAAAAAAGCUCUAAGAAGAAAGAAGAUGAACCAAAGAAGCCUGCUCCAAAAAAGUCCGAGGAACCGAAACCAGCAAAGCAGAGCUCUGCUCGCAAAGAAAGCAAGGCUAGUAGCGACGACGUGAAAGAUACCCCGACAACGGGCCAAAAGCGUAAAGCCUCAUCCUCGAGUAACAGUAACGACGGGCCUGCUGCAAAACGCGGAUUCGACCGUGGCUUGGAUGCUGAAAAGAUUAUAGGAGCCACGGAUUCGGCCGGUCAGCUGAUGUUCCUUAUGAAAUGGAAGGGAUGUGAGGACGCUGAUCUGGUGCCAGCGAAGGAAGCCAAUCUCAAAUGUCCGCAGGUGGUUAUCCAGUUCUACGAAGACCGUAUGGAUGACCAUCAGAUGAUAGAAUUCUAUCAUGGAUGCCCGCAUUCCCUCAAUCUGAAUAGAUUGCACAUCGCUAGUCUUCAGUUCCGCGGAGACGUCGAAGUGCUAGAGAUGAGCGUGCGGUCGUGUUCCGUUUGUCAUGCUGACUCGUCUGCCGUCAAUUUUGACCUGAACGAGUCGUUGCAAGCGUGUGGAAAAAGUGCAUUAGACUUCUUAAUCGAUAACGGUAUUAUAGAUUGGAAUACCUUGAUGACAGAAGCGUCGCUUUGUGAAUUGUGUUUGAGUUUUGUUCUUUCUACGGAUGAUAUGCUCAAUGCCGCAGUAAUGCGUCUGUCCGAAUUGUACGAACAGCGCAUCGCUUCUCCUUCGCCAUCGGAUGAAUGUACCUACGAUGUCUGA